AGCCGGCGCCAUUUUGGUGGCCGGGCACUGAGGUGAUUCCAUACUGAAGAGAGCGCGGAGGCCGGGUGGCAGUGGCAGUGUUCGUGUGCUCGAGUGUGAAUCGCCGAGGGAGGAGGCGGUGGAGGAAGAGGUGGCGGCGGUGGCGGUGGUCGUAGCGGUGGCGGAGGAGGCGGGUACGAAUCAGCUGCGGGCGGAGACAUGGCCAACAUCGCGGUGCAGCGAAUCAAGCGGGAGUUCAAGGAGGUGCUGAAGAGCGAGGAGACGAGCAAAAAUCAAAUUAAAGUAGAUCUUGUAGAUGAGAAUUUUACAGAAUUAAGAGGAGAAAUAGCAGGACCUCCAGACACACCAUAUGAAGGAGGAAGAUACCAACUAGAGAUAAAAAUACCAGAAACAUAUCCAUUUAAUCCCCCUAAGGUCCGGUUUAUCACUAAAAUAUGGCAUCCUAAUAUUAGUUCCGUCACAGGGGCUAUUUGUUUGGAUAUCCUGAAAGAUCAAUGGGCAGCAGCAAUGACUCUCCGCACGGUAUUAUUGUCGUUGCAAGCACUGUUGGCAGCUGCAGAACCAGAUGACCCUCAGGAUGCAGUAGUAGCAAAUCAGUACAAACAAAAUCCUGAAAUGUUCAAACAGACAGCUCGACUCUGGGCACAUGUGUAUGCUGGAGCACCAGUUUCUAGUCCAGAAUACACCAAAAAAAUAGAAAAUCUAUGUGCUAUGGGCUUUGAUAGGAAUGCGGUAAUAGUGGCCUUGUCUUCAAAAUCAUGGGAUGUAGAGACUGCAACAGAAUUGCUUCUGAGUAACUGAGGCAUAGUGAGAGAGCUGCUGAUAUAGUCAAGCUUGCCCUUCUUGAGGAGCAUCAACACCUGUUAUUUUUAGGAUUCUGCAUAGAUUUCUUUUAAACUGGCAUUCUUGCCUAAUGUUGUUAUCUAGGCACCAUUGGAGACUGAAAAAAAAAUCCCUGCUCUGUAAAUAAAGCUAAUUAAACGUCUGUAAAUUUAAAAA
Molecule: messenger RNA, 999 nt
Organism: Phyllostomus hastatus (greater spear-nosed bat)
Lineage: Eukaryota; Metazoa; Chordata; Mammalia; Chiroptera; Phyllostomidae
Gene: UBE2K
Product: ubiquitin conjugating enzyme E2 K
Exons: 7
Coding region: 199-801 (200 amino acids)
Biological process (GO): protein polyubiquitination; proteasome-mediated ubiquitin-dependent protein catabolic process
Cellular component (GO): nucleus
Molecular function (GO): ubiquitin conjugating enzyme activity; protein binding
Source: RefSeq, a predicted model, not a curated record